Pelobates cultripes (western spadefoot toad) is the source of this 25517-nucleotide messenger RNA. NCBI's taxonomy places the organism in Eukaryota, Metazoa, Chordata, Amphibia, Anura, Pelobatidae. The record is from the annotation of a GenBank genome assembly.
UGUGUGUCCAACUUGUCUGGUUACAACUACAUGUCUGUUCGUCCACCCAUUGUAAAGUGCUGCGGAAUUUGAUGGUGCUCUAUAAAUAUCAUAAUAAUAAUAAAUCAACCAACCCCCUUACUCUCUCUCUCUCCAACCAAUAGCAUCGCCCUCUAUCCUUUAGUAGCAGAGUGUAGCUAAGUGAACUCUAUGGUUAAACCCCUUCUCUUUUUUUUUGGUAAAGUGUACUAUGUAUCAGCGUGUCUUUACCCCUGCUAGAUGACUCUGCUCACUCUAUUUAAAUAUGUAACAGUUCAACAGAUUAGAAGGUGCAGGAGAAAGGUGCCGUGAAGUAUAUUGAUGGAAGGAAUGAGUCUACGGAGAAUAAAUGAAGAGAAUGUGAGAGGGCACCGCUUGCAGUGCAGGUAUAGAUGAAUGCUAGUCAGGGAAGCGGCUCCAAGCUGCACUGAAGGAAGCUUGCUGUUUUCUUACUGGAUGGCAGGCUCGGUGGUUACCAGGCUCGGCGCUUGCGCUUCCGGUUCUAGGCCUGGUUGCCAUGGUGACCGCAGCCACUCUGCCCAUCCUGGGAGUGGGAGGAGUUUUGGUGUGUAUUUUCCCAAUCCCCCCCCCUUGUAAUUUACUUUACUAGCAACACAAAAAUGGACAAAGAGCAUUUAAGGUAUAAGGAAAAGUAACUGAACGACUCGGAAGUGCAAACUAAGGUGAGGAGGAUGAAAAUGACACGUUAAAAGUUCAAAAGAAUAUAUGAGCAGCCAUCAAUGCGUGUGGGAAAGACCUGUUUCAAUAAACUUUAUUGUUCGUUGUACGUUCACCCAAACCGCCUGAUCUGUAAGGUUGUUUAGUUUUUUUUUUUUCCUUUUCAAUUGCAAGAACUUUAUUAAGCAAAGCCCGGUGAACACCCAGUGACAGUCUCCCGGCGGCGGUGGUCUUUGGAUCGCUCUUGUUUCCUGCAAUCUCUCACUGUGAGUGUAUUCCCCUUCGAUUGACGAUGCCUAGCAAGAAAAAGAAAUACAACGCCCGAUUUCCGCCGGUGAGUUUGCGGCCUAGACAGGUUGUACGUUCUCCAUUUGCAUCCUCGGACUUUCCUAAAAGCUCUACCCCAGAAAUGAUCCAACAAGGAUCCCAUGAUCAGGCUUCCCUUCCCACAUCUAGUUUUACUCACUUUACAAAUACUUUAACCUUUUGGCCGUUAAUUGCUUUAAAGAACAUUACUGCCAUUAUUAUUAUUAUUAUUAUUAUUAUUAUUAUUUGCAGAGGACCUAUAAUUCCUUAUCUGCAUUUAACAAUAUAGUACACCCCAUUAGGAAAGUCUUCCUAGUGAUAAAUCGUCUUUAACAAGAUAGUCAUUGAGUGUGGUUUAGUAUUUAGGGUUUUAUUCACAAAAUUGCGAAUAGUAGUAAACUGUGAAAUAAUUGCACAAUUUAGGCAAUAAUAAUAAUAAUAGUUGAUUUGGGGAUUUUUUUUUAAAUUAGUUGUGUUCUAUUUUAGCCUAACUUUGCAAUUCGCUUUUCUUUACCUUAUCUUCAUACCUGACCUGCAACAAGCAAGACAUUACAAAGAUAUAAUUCACAACAUUUUUCUUGUCCUAUUUAGCUGAAAAACUUAUUUUAGUGUUCAUUCGCUAACCAGUGAUUUAUGCAGAAUGUUCAUUUAGACUAAACUAUCCAUGCUGGAAAAUUAGCUUGUUAGGGGAAAAAAACCUAAAGCUAUAGCUUCAGGACAUUCUAAUGAAAACUUUUUAAGGGGCACUCACAGAGUAUGGUGAGUGGACUUUUUUGGUAUUUGAACAGGGAAUUGCAUCUUAUGACCCAAACUAUAUAAUUUCCCUGGUCAGAUGUAGACUACACUGGUGUAUCUGAUGCUUAUUACCUCUAUGCUAAUUUGAUUAUAAUUGAAACCAUAGUUGCUUUUUUUGUUUUGUUGUGUAUGAUGGUUGAAAAUCAACAUUAUGUCAUUGUACAACGUUUUAGAAUUUGACACUUUUAAGGGCCACUUUAUCUCAAUGAAGUGGUCUGGGUGUUGUGGUCCUUUUAGGGUUUAACCUUGCAAUGUAAAAAUUGCAGUUUAUUUAGAAACUGCAAUGUUUACAUUUCAGGGAGAAACACACCAGCAGUGGCUGUAAGUAUGACAACAACUUGAUGUGCUUCCUGCUGUAGUAAUAGAGUAAAAUUCAGUCACAUAACUGCAGCACAAAUAGGAAAGCAUUGAUUCAGUGCUUUCCCGUGGGUAAAUUUGAUGCAUGUUCACUCUCCAUUCAUCUAGUCCCUAAGGCUCCUCUAUGAGGAACAUUGGAUUCAAAAGACUCUGGAGGGGGAUGGAUAAGGGUAAGUAGCACCGAGGGAGUUAUUAGUGUUAAAAAAAAUAAAUUAAAAAUACUAUUUUUAAAAUCUUUUUAUGCUGAACAGCAGGAAUUAAGGGACCACCAGACCUAGGGACAGAUAAGCUAAAGUAUUAGGAAUGCAAAUUAGGUUUACUAAUUAGUCCUGACUGCGAAAAUGCUCUGUAUGUCUACGAUUUUAAUUUUUUUUUAGAGGUUAUAAAAUGAAUCUUGUAAGGAACAAAUUACAGUUAUUAACAACACAGUUACAAACUUGUAUUUGUAACAACUUGUUUGUAUUCAUGACUCUAUAGUCUGGGUGCACUGUCCCUGUCCUACUUAGUCCUGCAAUGUAAAUCAAUGUAAUAAUUACAUUGCAGGACUAAGAAUGCCUCUAGAGACACUUCCUAGUGGCUAACCGCCUUUUGGUCGCCUAACUGGCGCUGGACUUCGUUACGCUUAGCAUGAGGACCUACAUUGUCAGUAAAAUCACCAUAGGAAAGCAUUUAAUCAAUGCUUUCCUAUAGGAAGUGCUCGCCGCACAUGCACAUUAGCCCCCUGCCCCUCCCUGGUUGGAUGAUGUCAGAGGAGGUGGAGCAGCAAAAGAAAUCAGUGCUGGAAUCCAUAAGUGAGCAAAGGUGGUUUUUUUUACCCUGUUUGAGUAGGGAUGGGGAGAGUUGUGGGGAAGGGGGAAGUAGGGGGGUCCCAGGGGUCUCUAUAGUGUAAAUAAUACAACUUUGUAUUCCUCACACUAUAGAAUCCCUUUAAGUAAUUGAUAUAUGGGACUUGGUUAACAAUAUUUUUGUGCUCACAUUUUAGGGUUUGUAUGAUCUUGUUUCUACGGUUUUGUUUUUGCUUCAUGAACCAUUUGAGCUAUAUUGUUGCUACCACUGUCCCUUUACUUGAUUAAAGGGAAACUAUAGUGCCAAGAAAACAAAUGUUUUCCUGGCACUAUAGCUUCCCCUUCUGUCAAGGCCCACUCCCGUGGUGCACAAGGGAGUUAUAACCCCUUCUGUCACUUACCUAGGUCCAGCGCCAAUGUCCCUCAGUGCUCGCUCAGCUCACGCUCCUCCACCACCGCCUGCUAUGGAGAUCUACUUCGCAUGUGCGGCAAUGGUAGACAACCACUACAGGAGGAGUUAACCCUAGCAGGUAAUUAUUGCAGUUUAUAAAAACUGCAAUAAUUACAUGCUCAGGGUUAAGGGUGAUGGGAGUUUGCACCAGACCUCGUCAAUGAGCUGAAGUGGUCUGUGUGCCUACAGUGUUCCAUUUAAAUUUGUAUCAUGUGAUGUUCAAGGGUUACAAUUUGUAAGUAAGUUAAUAGACAUUGCUUUGUUACCUUCUACCAUACAUAUUGCCAUAAAACAUGUACCUUUUGAAACUGGUAAUUUAUCUGCCAAUUGACUUGGAUUUUUGAUAUUGUUCUUCUUGCUGUCCAUGCAUCUCUAAAAGGUUAAUAAAUGGCCUACAUGAUUUGUUAAUGUUGGCAGUUUGUUAGAUUGAUAAGAUCACACACCAGAAAAGGCUAAGCUAAUAAACAAACGGGUUUAUAACCGGAUUUGACAAAUCUGCUUGAAAUCUAAGAACCAGCUAAAAAAAGUUAGGAGCCAGAUUUUUGUCAAAAAUACAAUUCUGAAAGGGGCUCUAUAGUCACCAGAACAACUACAGCUUAAUUUAGGUGUUCUGAAAUCUAUAUACUGCACACUUUUCAAUUUAAACACUGACUUUUCAGACUAAACGCAGUGCUUACAUGAGUGACAGUCACUCAGACUGCCUCUAGAAGUGCUUUCCGGGUCAGUGCUACACACAUCAAUGCUCCCCUUAGGGAUGCAUUGAUUCAAUGCAUCUCUAUGAGGAGAAGUUGAUUGCGUAGCAUGGCGUUUUGCCUCACAUGCGCAGUAGUUUCCCAAUGUUUUUCUAUGGGUAGGCAUUGGAUUGGCUGAUCUCAGCCAUGGAGGUGGGGCCAGCCGCGGCAUCACCAGCCCUGCAUGGGGAAAAAGGGUGAGUAAAAACAUCCUUCCCAUGCGAUUGGAGGGGGGCAGGUCACCUAAAAAGGGCAAACACACAUUAAUUUUGUCAAGUACAAUUCUCCCAGGCAAAGACUGUUUAUUUAUUUAUAUAUAUAUAUAUAUAUAUAUAUAUAUAUACAGUCUUUGCCUGGGAGAAUUGUAUUUGACAAAAUAUGGCAGCCGUGGAUGGCUUUUUUCUCAGCAUUGUGAACAAAGUUCAAUGUCUUCACAACUUGUCAUCUUUGAUAUUGAUAUAUGUUCUAUGUGAUGGUAGUCAAACCUCUAAAUGCUGGUCACCGCUUUAACUCUCCUGUGAUUUGUAUGCUAAUAUAUCUGUAAAAAUAGAGUAGCAAGUGUAUACUUACUCCGCUGUUAUUAAAGCAAUAAAUUAUAUAAAACAAGUUGGAUAUAUUGUUUUUCCAUCAACCUGCUGAAAUUGGCAACCUGGUCAUUUGAUUCUGUUCAAUCAAGGAUAUAUAUAUUAUCUUCUUCCUUUUUUAUCUACUGAAAAAAAAAACACAUUAGAAUCCUUACAGCUAAAUAAAAACUCAAUGAGACCAGUGGUCUAUAUUGAAUAGGAAAGGAUUGUGGAAACAAUAUCAGUAGGCUGGUGAAUGGAAUAAAUGGGAGACGAGGAACAACAAGGGAAGAAAAUAGACAAACUACUUGUUGCCAAAUAGUUGAAUUUUAGAACAAGAAAUCCAUAUAUGCAACAACACACCUUGAGCUCCACAUAUCAUUUUUGUAAAUCUUGUGUAAUCUACUGGGAGUUAAAUAUCCACUGGCAAGCCAUUUAAUGGCAAGCUUCAAAAUGAGACACUUGGUUAUUCCCUUGAUGCAUUAAUGGGGUAGAUCCAGUCUUUGGCUCAGAAGGAAGUGACACUUUGUUUCCCAUUGUUUCGCAAAUAAAAUAAUCAAAUAACUAUUGUAUGGAAUUUUAGCUUAAAAACAUAAAGAAUGAGGCAAUCAGUAGUUUACCGAUGCAAAAGAUCUUAAAGGGACACUAUAGUCACCUGAACAACUUCAGCUUAAUGAGGUUGUUCAGGUAAGAACUAUAGCUCCCUGCAGCCUUUCUCAUGUAAACACUGUAUUUUCUGAGAAAAUACAUUGUUUACAUUGAAAGCUAGGAACACCUCCAGUUGCAGUCACUCACAGUGAACCAGAGGGACUUCUGAGUUGAUGGAGCAUCCUGUGAUUCAGUAUCUCCUCCCAAUGUAUGCAGACACUGAACUUUCCUCAUAGAGAUUCAUUGAUUCAAUUCAUCUCUAUGAGGAGAUGCUGAUUGGCCAAGGCUGUGUUUGAAUCAUGCUGGCUCUGCCCCUGAUCUGCCUCCUUAUCAGUCUCAGACAAUCCUAUGGGGAAGCACUGUGACUGGAUCAGGCUGUCACAUGUCAGCAGACUGCUUGUUUUUCCUGAGCCUAACAGCCUGCAGAUUUACAGCUUCUGGCUUGAAUACAGUAAGUUUUUACUAUAUUUAUGGAGGCAUGAGGGGCCCAGGGGGCCUAGAUUAACACGAUAGGGUCAGGAAUACAUGUAGUUGCACUGGUGACUAUAGUGUCCCUUUAACAGAUUUUCACUUCUACAUACAUGUAAAGCUGAACUAUAGAAGGGGGAAUAACUUUAUUUAAAAAUUGAUUGGUAGUAUUUAGGUGUUUUCAUUCCCAAAUUAGUAGGAUGGGUAGACAGACCUUCAGUCAAAUCUGUAGACCUUGUGUAACGAGUAUAACUGUGGCCCAGCUAAUCCAAUAGGAAAAGCUUGGCUUUUUGAUUGAUUGCGUUUAUAGUACAAUACAUAAUCAUAGUCCUCUACGAGCAAUAUUAACCCCUUAAGGACACAUGACGUGUGACAUGUCAUGAUUCCCUUUUAUUCCAGACGUUUGGUCCUUAAGGGGUUAAAGCCAGUAAAGAUUUGCCUAGAUUGCGCAGGGUACGGAUGAAAUUACCUGCAAAACCAGACACUUUGUCGUAAUCAUAAAAUAUAUAUAAAUAUCUUAGAAUGAUAAUACUUCUUAAUAUCUGUAUGUUGGUGGACCUUAUAUGGCAAGAGCUCUAAGGAAAUAAUAAAUUGAAGGGGGGGUACCUUGGGAAAAGUAUGUAUCUUUAUAGAGAGAUAGAGAUAUAUUUUUAAUUUUCAUUUUUUUUUUUUUUUUGUAUCUGCUCUAAAUUAGCAUGUGAAAAUAACAUUUUUGAUUUAUGUUUAAAUUAUAUUUAGUUUGGAGUGAUUGUGGCAAUUCAAAUUGGCCAAUUACACCAGAGUGCUUUUGUUGUGAAAAGAAUGCCACAUUCCAUGGCUGCUUCAUUGUGGAAGUGGAUAUGUCUAGCUUUUGAUAAAAAAGUUGAAUGCACCCAAAGUCUGAGAAAAGGUGUGGGCUUUGUAUCCUACUGGCUGCCCAAAUUUGUUCCACUCUACCAUACUUACUAUGCAGUUGCUGUUGGUCUUUCACAUAAACUUUUAUUUUAUUUUGUGAAGGCCUGAUAUAUAUUUUUUAUUUAGCUUGUUCUGGUAUAUCACACUUACACAGAGCACUUUAGAAAAUGAAGCUAAUAAUAAUAGGUAUGGGUAUAUUAUUGAAAGUCAAAGGGCUCAUUCACUCUUGCACUUUUUUAUUACACCAUCGUGUAAAAUGUGUAACAAAUGAAUAGAUUAUUUUAUAACUGCUUCGCUUGUAAAGGAGAACCAUUAUGAGUGGAGACGAAUGACAGUAUAAUUCAGAUCCUAAUGCAUUCUAUAUAACAAUGCAAUGUUACACAGACGUAAUGACAGCAGGGCUAUGUAGAGCUACUGUUGAUAAAUAACGACAUACUUUGGUACAGAUGCUCGAAGGACCAGAUUGUGAUGGCAACAUGAAAUGUGAAUUGACCAUGAGGGGUGAAAAGCACCGCAAGUGGCAUAAAGUUGAAGUAAUAGAGUGGCGUAAACACUUUUUUUUUUUUUUUAUUUCUGUAAUGUUUCACUACAAAAAGUUUUUGUUUUUUCUCUCUCUGAAGGCAAGGAUUAAGAAGAUUAUGCAGACGGAUGAAGAAAUAGGAAAAGUUGCUGCUGCUGUCCCUGUCAUAAUUUGUAUCCUUUUCUGAUUAAGAAGCAAAGGAGGCCAGCGUUCUACUGUAAAAUACCAAGACUUGUAAGUUGCAAAUAACUCUGUAGAUUUCUGUUGCUUCUACAGAUCAUUGAUGCUUUACCCCUAAGUUAGCACACACAAUCUGCAUAUCAUGCCAGGGAUCUCCCCGGAACCAUUUAAUGUAUGAGUAUCUAUGUGGCAUACAUACAGGUUUCCAAUUUGCAAGUCCUGUAUUAUUACCUAGGAUUAAUAAUUGGUAUUAAGACUGCACAUGAGCAAUAUGUUUUUAACUAACCCAUGUCUGUGGCAGGAUGAAACUUGCAGCAAGACAAAGCUAUGUCCUUACUGGUUAAAUACUAUAUUGUCCUGUAAACCUUGUAUCGAGUAUGAUAAUGCAUUAUGUUUUAAUAUGAUGGCCUACCUUGUUUUAGUGUAAGUUGUGAGGAAGAUUGGCUAAUUAGAACAAGCAGAGCCACACCUAAGAAUAGAUGCAGUCUCUCUAGGAACAAGAAUGCCUCUACAGGCUGCCUUGCCCCAUAAAGCCUACAUGCAUUGUGCGGCUGUGGCUAAGAAUUAAUCUCUCCCAAGUGCAAGUAGACUUUGAUUUUAUUUUAAGGAGUGUGUCUACGUUUUUAUAAUAAUUGUCUCUGAAUGCGUCCUUCUGAAGGCGAAGUUUCAGGUUUUCCUCCUACUCCACUGACGUCCUCUUCCACCAGGUUAGGGCUGGUAUAUUUCAGUCAAUUUCUGGAGUACUAAAGAGCAUGUGCUUCCCCUUAGGAAUGAAUGGAAAGUGGUUUGCACAUACACAGUUUGCACAGUUUGUCCUUUAUUCACCUGAACACAUAGGAUAGUGUACAGAUCGGUAUGUUGUAUACCAGAAAAUAGAAUGCCUAGCUUGUGAUAUUACAUAGCAACUUCUGGUGCAUUGUAAUGUGAUUUCGUUGUUGGCUUUCUGCAGGUCAAUUGUAUUUCUUACUUCAGAUUAUCUAAGCAGCUGCCUGUAAUGAUACAGCAAAACGAUUUCUUCUAAUCUCUUGAUGUGAAGUACCUUAAUUUCUAAGUCCUUCUGAAAAGUACCUUUACACUGUGUUGAACACUGCUUCACACUCGCACGCAAUGUUACAUAGUUACAUAGCUGAAAAGAGACUUGCGUCCAUCAAGUUCAGCCUUCCUCACAAAUGUUGUUGCUGUUGAUCCAAAAGAAGGCUAAAAAAACCUGGUCUGAAGUGCUUCCAAUUUUGCCACAAACUAGGAAAAAAUUCCUUCUUGACCCCAAAAUAGCAGUCAGAUGUCUCCUUGGAUCAAGCAGCUAUUACACCACUAAUUAGAAAUUAUAUCCCUGUAUGUUAUGUUUUUGUAAGUAUUUAUCCAAUUUCAGUUUAACCCCUUAAGGACGGAGUCAAAUGUACACAUUGUGAACGAAACAAAAUUUAAACAAAACCUGGCAUUUGCGCUACAUGUCUGUCCAACCGUAAUACACCUCUUUCAUAUUAAAUACACCCACCCUUAUUAUAUAUAAUUUUAUUCAGGGGAAACAGGGCUUUCAUUUAAUAUCAAAUAUUUAGCUAUGAAACGUAAUUUAAUAUGAAAAAAAUGGGAGAAAAUAAGAUUUUUAUUUUUUUUAGUUCUACAUGACAUUUUAACGGUCAAUGUCAUAAUACUGUUUGCUUUUACUGCAAUAAAAUACACGUAUUUGUAUUCAGCAAAGUAUCACGGGUAAAACAGUACCCCCUAUGUACAGGUUUUAUGGCGUUUUGGGAAGUUACAGGGUCAAAUAUAGCACAUUACAUUUGAAAUUGAAAUUUGCCAGAUUGGUUACGUUGCCUUUGGGACUUUAUAGUAGCCCAGGAAUGAAAUUUACACCCAUAAUGGCAUACCAUUUGCAAUAGUAGACAACCCAAGGUAUUGCAAAUGGGGUAAGUCCAGUCUUUUUUUAGUAGCCAUAGUAGCCAUGUGUGUAUAUGUGUGUAUAUGUAUAUGUGUGUGUGUGUGUGUGUGUGUGUAUGUGUAUAUAUAUAUAUAUAUAUAUAUAUAUAUGUGUGUGUAUAUAAUUUUUUUAUUUUUACACUUAUUUAACUUUUUUUAUUUUUAUUUCCAGCCAGCAGGGGGACCACCUGUCAUUACAGGCAGUCCCCCUGCUGGCAAUGCAGCAGGCAGCUAACCUGGCCAUGUGAUUGUGAGGGGGUCGGACGCGCCGCGGGGGGCUCCCUGGGAGUCCCCCCAUCCGCGAUCGCCGGCGUGGGACCGCCGGCGACCGGGUAAGUAAGAAAAGACCGGAGGGCGUACUAUUGCGCCCGGCAGCGUUUAGAGCCGCCUAAAAUAGGGCAUAAUAGUACGCCCUCCGGUCUUAAGGGGUUAAACAUUUGUAUGGACUCUGACAAAACCACCACUUCAGGCAGAGAAUUCCAUAUCCUUAUUGUUCUUACUGUAAAAAAAACUUUUUUUUGCCUUAGAUCUCAUUAGUUACUAUUAAGGUCAUCUGUGUUUUUUGUUUUGUUUUUUCAUUGUGGACCAAUCGUGUUUUUUAUCUUGUAAUGUGAAUAGCCUGGGAAUCCCAGCCAAGUGUGUGUGUUUUUUUUUUUUUUUUUUUUUUUUUUUUUUUUUUUUUUUUUUUAUAUAUAUUUUAUUUAUGUCCUCACUUCCAUUCAUUCAUUGUAACAAAAAAAUGUGUGUUGCCUGUCUCUGUCUUGAAGUGUCCCUUAAGGAAUGCAGGGCAAAUUGCACAUCGCAUGCUUAGUGAGGGUUUAUAUAAUGUUUGGCUGGCCAGUUCUGAUUCAUGGUAUUUGUUAACUUUAUCUGUUAGCUUGUAGCUUUUUAACACAGACCUAGAGCAGUGUGUUCAAUGGUGUCUAAUACCACAAGUUUGGGAACUGACAAACUAGAUAAUUUGGAGGACAGAACUGAAUUCCAAAAUACUGUAAUUUUACCAUAAGUAUUAUUAUUUUUUUAACAGACCUUUUAGAAUGUCUGCAUGAUGUAGUUUAUUUUCUUUAAUUCAUUAUGAUAAGGGCAGUUUUUUGUUUGCUUGUACCCUUUACAGUUUGUAAUUUCUUUAUCCUUUAUACAUUGUAUAUCUUCUGUUCUUCCUUCUGUGAACCAUGUUUAUUGGUCCCCCAAUGUGUCAAAGAUGGAGUGUCUGCUUUCAGGUAUUUCAUUCUAUAGAUAUGUCUGGGGGUUUCCAGUUGUGUAACAGGCUUGCCGGGUAUGUCUGUAGAUUUUCGUUCUUUUAAAGAAUAGAAACCUAUAAACUGAAAUGCCCUGAUUUUAUAGUUUAACUAGUUUUACAGGAGCAAAAUUACAUAAUAAACUUGGGCAGAUCACAUGGAGGCAGUAUGAGAGAGAAACUAGAGAUUCUAAAUGUAUUGCAAUGUGGAUUUCCCCUAGUAAUGUCAUUGGAACUUCCCCCAGUGAGCAUCAGUCUCUGGUGAUCGCACUGCAGUUUUUACCCUACUUUCAUUUUGUAUUUGGAGAGCAAACAGAAUGUUUGUUUGUUUCUUUCACUAUCUUGUCACUUAAAAGGAGUAUAUAGGAUAGAUGGGGGGACACAUGUACACAGAUAAAAGGGUAACAAGCAUGCUAAAAGAGGAGAGGGGUAAAUAAAAAGCCAAGUAGUAUGAUAGAACAACAAAUCGCAUGGAUAAGGCUGGACAGCGAAAGGACAUAAAGGAGGAAAAAGAACUAAAUAAUUGUGCAGAGAAAGACAGGCAAAAAAAUUACAAACAGAAAGAAGGGAAAGCAAAGCACAGUGUUCCAUGGUGUAGGGGUUGAGAAAAUGGUGGUGUAGAAGAUAAAACCAAAUGUAUUUUCCCCACAUAUCCCAGUGUACAUAAAGACAGCCAGCAUGUAAGAGAAGGUAAAAUCAGAAUGAAGCGUAAUAGGGCGAGGGAAAAGAUAAGCAGUAGAACAGGAAGGACAGCAUGCUUGUAGAAUGGCAACUAAAUAUUUGGAUUGCGAGAGUGUGAUGGAAUGUGAGGCCACCCUGUGUCUGAAAGAGGAAUAGUUACUUUUUCGUGUGUGUUACUCUUCCUCGUUCACAUUAUGGGUCAGGGAAAUUGUGUUAGGCUUUGAAUAAAUGGUGGGUGAUAACCCCUGAAAAAUUUAUAUCAAAAGAUAAUAAGGGAUACCGCAGACCAUGCUGUGCGCAAGGGUACAGCAUGGAGGUCAAUGCAGGAUCCCGGGGGAUGCUCCAUAGACAGCCAAUUCCCUGCAGACCUCAUGACUGUCGAGAUUGACAGUGUAGCUCCACCCAGAGCCUACUUAAGUCAGGCGGAGUAGUAUACAGAGACAAAGUAGUCCUUAUUUUGUUUCUGUAUCUCUUUACUGGAUUGCCUUUUUCUGGUGGGUGGGACGGAGAGUGACCGUGCUGCUUUUAAGUAUGUUCCCAAAUUGACACAUUAAUGCUUACAGGAGAUAUCAUGUCAGCAAUUGUUGCAGACAAAUACAUUGUAUUGCUGGUGUAUAGAGUCUAAUGUUGCAAGUGUCUCGAAGUAUAUAUAAAAUAAUAAUUGGAUAUUUUCCAGCAAGCAAUACGGAGUGCAUCAGUGGUAUAUUAAACCGUUCUCUGGCAAGUGAUGCAAAUUCCUAAUCUAUAGCUGACAUUUUAUUUUUUUAUGUAGAAAAGACAGUGUUUACAAUAUACACCUCUAGUGCCUGUCUUCCUGAUAGACACUAGGGGUGCUUCUGUCUACGGAACAAAGUCAAACUCUGCUCUUCAAUCAAAUGCUGUUAACAUACAAACUUAGAAUGUGACAGCAGAUAAUGACCAUUCGGCCCAUCUAGUCUGCCCAAUUUUCUAAAUACUUUCAUUAGUCCCUAACCUUAUCUUAUAGGUUGGAUAGCCUUAUGCAUAUCCCACGCAUGCUUAACCCCUUAACGCAGGAGGGCGUACUAUUACGUCCUAUUUUAAGCGGCUCUAAACGCCGCCGGGCGUAAUAGUACGCCCUCCGUUUUUUUUGUACUUACCCGGUUGCCGGCGAUCGCGGUUGGGGGGACUCCCAGGGAGCUGCCUGCGGCACAUCCAACGUCCUGAAGCCCCCCUGGCCAUGUGUGAGUGAGGUCCUUGCGAGGACCUCACAAUCACAUGGCCGGGAUAGCUGGCUUCUGUAUUGCCAGCAGGGGGCUGCCUGUAAUGACAGGUGGUCCCCCUGCUGGCUGGAAAUAAAAUAAAAUAAUGUUAAAAGUGUAAAAAAAAAAUUAAAAAAAAAAAAAUGAUAUACUUAGAUAUAUAUAUAUAUAUAUAUAUAUAUAUAUAUAUAUAUAUAUAUAUAUAUAUAUAUAUAUAUAUAUAUAUAUAUAUAUAUAUAUAUAUAUAUACAUAUAUAUAUAUACACUACACACACACACACACACACACACACUGUCUAGGUGUAUUUUACUAUUAAUAUAUAUAAAUUAUUUAUAUAUAUAUAUAUAUAUAUAUAUAUAUCUCUCUCUCAAAUUACACGUAGACUGAUACUGAUUAUAUAUAUAUAUAUAUAUAUAUAUAUAUAUAUAAUUAUUGUUAUAUAUAUUUUUAUAUAAUAUAAAAAAUGUAAAUACGUUAAAAAAUAAAAUUAAAAAAAUAAUUAAAAAUAAAUUAAAUAUAUAGAUGUGUUAUUUCGUUCUAACUGUAUUAAUAUUAAUAUAUAUUUAUAUCAAAAUACACGUAGAACAAAAUAAUAUAUAUAAAUAAAAAUAUUUAAAACAAAUUUUAUAUAUAUAUAUAUAUAUAUAUAUAUAAUAAUAUUUUUACAUAAUUAGGUAUCUUAAUUAAUUACAAUUAGCGGGACCUGCCUGACAACCCAUGCCGAAAGUAAAGGGAAUUUAAUUUGCUAGCACUAUAUUUAACCUUAUAACUUUCCAAGACACCAUAAAACCUGUACGUGGGGGGUACUGUUCUACUCGGGAGACUUCGCUGAACACAAAUAUUAGUGUUUCAAAACAGUAAAAUGUAUAACAACGAUGAUUUCGCCAGUAAAAGUGAAGUUUUUUGCAUUUUUCACGCACAAACAGCACUUACACGGACAAUAUUAUUGCUGCGAUACUUUUUACUGUUUUGAAACACAAAUAGUUGUGUUCAGCGAAGUCUCCCGAGUACAACAGUACCCCUCAUGUACAGGUUUUAUGGUGUUUUCAAAAGUUACAGCGUCAAAUAUAAGGCUUAUGUUUCAUUUUUUUCACAUUAAAAUUUGCCAGAUUGGUUAGGUUGCCUUUGAGACCCUAUGGUAGCCCAAGAAUGGAAAUUACCCCUAUGAUGGCAUACCAUUUGCAAAAGAAGACAACCCAAGGUAUUGCAAACUGGGUAUGUCCAGUCUUUUUUUAGUAGCCACUUGGUCACAAACACUGGCCAAAAUUGGCGUUUUUUGCAUUUUUCACACACACACAAAUACUAACACUAACUUUGGCCAGUGUUUGUGACCAAAUGGCUACUAAAAAAGACUGGACAUACCCCAUUUGCAAUACUUUGGGUUGUCUACUAUUGCAAAUGGUAUGCCAUUAUGGGUGUAAAUUUCAUUCCUGGGCUACUAUACAGUCUCAAAGGCAACCUAACCAAUCUGGCAAAUUUCAAUUUCAAAUGUAACGUGUUAUAUUUGACCCUGUAACUUCCCAAAACGCCAUAAAGCCUGUACAUAGAGGGUACUGUCUUACACGUGAGACUUUGCAGAAUACAAAUAUGUGUAUUUUAUGGCAGUAAAAGCAAACAGUAUUAUGACAUUGACCGUUAAAAUGUCAUGUAGAACUAAUUUUUUUAAAAAAAUCUUAUUUUCUCCCAUUUUUUUCAUAUUAAAUUAUAUUUCAUAGCUAAAUAUUUGACAUUAAAUGAAAGCCUUGUUUCCCCUGAAUAAAAUGAUAUAUAAUAAGGGUGGGUGCAUUUAAUAUGAAAGAGGUGAAUUACGGUUGGACAGACAUGUAGCGCAAAUGCCAGGUUUUGUUUACAUUUUGUUUUGUUCACAACGUGUACAUUUGACUCCGUCCUUAAGGGGUUAAACACCUUUACUGUGUUAACCUCUACCACUUCAGCUGGAAGGCUAUUCCAUGCAUCCACUACCCUCUCAGUAAGGUAUUAUUUUUAAACCUUUGCCCUUCUAAUUUAAGACUGUCCUCUUGUUGUGGAAGUUUUUCUUCUUUCAAAUAUGGUCUCCUCCUUUAUUGUGUUGAUUCCCUUUAUGUAUCUAAAUGUUUCUAUGAUGUCCCCCCUGUCUCGUCUUUCCUCCAAGCUAUAUAUGUUAAGAUCCUUUAACCUUUCCUGGUAAGUUUUAUUCUGCAAUCCAUGAACCAGUUUAGUAGCCCUGUUCACCGCAACAUUUGAAUGGAGGAGCACUGCAUUUUCCUGCACAUGAUUAUCUCGUCCCAGUGCUUCUCCAUGAUAAGCAAUGGAUCGGAUGAGACUGUAUAAGUCAAUAGGCAUGUUGACAAAGAAUGAGGCGGGGUGAGCAGGUGGAGCACAGGUGUCCAGUUUGCCACUCCUCGGUGAAGGUCCAAUUCAGUGCUCCUUGUAGAGGGACCUGAUGCACAUGGACAGCGGGCACAUCUAAGAUUCUCUUUGGAAAGCCCUUUUGGGGGCUUCUGUCACAUGACCAAAUUAAACUUGGUCAGUGCCUCAAACUCCUCUAAUAGCUGUUGGUAUGAUAGCCACUAAAUGUGAACUUGACCCUGCAAAAAAAAAAAAAUAUUUUUAGAGCUUUGGGUUGUUUUUAAGAAGUAGUUAAAGUUUUCAUUAAGGCUAUCUUAUAUGAAUCUCCGAUAGUGCUUAAUAAAAUACCCUGUAACUAUUUUUAGUUUGAUAUGCCACUCCUAAAAAAUGCAUUUGAGAAGCCUAUAGAAAUUGUUUUUUGUGCUUGUCACUUCCUGUGUGUUUUAAACGAGUCUUGUGUAGAGUUUAUUUUUCAAGCUUAUCCUAUCAUAUUUUCUCGUAUCUUCCUCCCCACUAGAAGUUUCCUUUUAUUCCCUUUAUGUGAAUUCCCUAUUAUCCUCCUGAUUUUCCAUUCCUUAAUUCUGAUUGUUUACUUGGUGCCAAUGUACUUUCAGCAGUGUCUACGUACCAAGGAUUAUGUAGUCGUAAGUUGCAGCAACAGUGGGAAAUUUAUGUUUUACGUUUUUUUCCUUCUGUUCAAAGAGUAGCUGAAGAAACAGAUACUCCCUUAGCAACCAGGGCUGUUGGCCAUAAUUAAAGGGUUAUACGUAAUACACAUUAGGAAACAGCACAGAUAAAAAGAAAAUCCUGAGUUUUAUAAGACUACUUAACAUUGUCUAUACUAGCAAAUAAAUAUAGGGAUUCAGUUCCACCAUAUGGUAAUAUUGUGCUAAGCCCACCACUACUUCACAUUACCCCAAUAUCGGUGGGUCCUACACUAAUUCAAACAUGCAAGACUAAUUAAAUGGUGCUAAAUAAGCUGAAGUGUAUUUAAAUAUGUUGUAAGAGUAUUGUGAAUAUAUAUAAUUCAAAAAACACAGCUAUGUGCUUAACACAAUAUGACUAUAUGGUGGAACUGAGUUUUUGUUUGAGAUAAGUGAAUGUAUACAUUUUGGUGUCUUUGGCAGCACCAUUGCUGAGAAAUACAUGUUCCGAUUAACAGGUUAAGAUGGAGGCGCCCAGUUGCUGGAUUUAAAGCUGUUGAUUUUCAAGUAUUUAUUUAAUUUUAUACAAAAAGAAGUCCUGUGCUCAAACUCCUGCUACUCCUGGGCGGCAGCAAUGAAUAUAAUACACAUAAGCCCCCAAUACUUACUAUAAAAACCAAAGAAAAGAGUUGCGCGCUAUCCCAAAUCCCUGUGCACGUUUAAAUAACUGGAGGUUUUCAGUAUAGGAGGCGUUAAAGGACCACUAUAGGCACCCAGACGACUUCAGCUCAAUGAAGUGGUCUGGGUGCUUGGUCCCUCUAGUUUUAACCCUGCAGAUGCAAACAAAGCAGUUUCAGAGAAACUGCUACGUUUCACUGAGUGUUAAAUUCAGCCUCUAGUGGCUGUCUCACUGACAGCCGCUAAAGGCACUUCCGUGAUUCUCACUGUGAAAAUCACAGUGCGAAGACGCUGGAUGUCUAUAGGAAAGCAUUAAGUAAUGCUUUCCUAUGGGUGGUUUGAAUGCGUGCGCCGCGCAUGCGCAUUCGGAUCUGACGUCGGCAGGGGGUGGAGAGUUCCCCGGCGCUGGAGAAAGGAGGUGGCUCAAGUGGUUUUAACCCUUUCAGCCCAGCAGGAGGGGGGACCUAAUGACCCUAUAGUGACAGGAAAAUGAGUUUGUUUUCCUGGCACUAUAGUGGUCCUUUAACCCUGGCAGGUAAUUAAUGCAGUUUAUUAAAAACUGAAAUAAUUACCUGAUUAGGGUUAAGGUUCCUGAGACACUGCACCCAGAUCACUUUAAUGAGCUAAAGUGGUCUAGGUACCUAUAGUGUCCCUUUUGAAGGAUCUGUUAAUGUCUUGGUGCCAGAUACCACUGGACAUGUUCAGAGGUCUUAUGGAGUCCAUGCCUCUAUGCCUCAGAGCUGUUUUGGCACCACGAGGGUCAUGUACUCUGUAUUAGGCAGGUGGUUUUAAUGUUGUUGGUAAUGUAGGUUCUCGCUGCAAUGACAGUUUGCAAAAACAUUUUUGAGACCUGCGUGGGAACUAACUUUUAUAUUCUCUGUUUUUCUUGCAAUGCAUUAACUUAGGCUCUUGGUAAAUUUAAAGGGUAAUCCAGACAUGGACCAUGUGGUCAAUGUACCAAGAGGAGUAUCUGCUGAUCCUCACUGACAAGGCCCAAUGAACACCAAAACAAUUAUGCAGGGUUGCUUCAUCUCUGCCAGCAUUUUUGAUCUGGACUGCCCUUGUUGUUGGAAUCUGUCUGAUAUGCAAAUGGUAUAUGUUUUCUCUGUAAUGACACAAGUGAGCAAACAUAUUUUGAGACUUGAUCUAAGUGACAGACAAGCUAUUGAGGUUUUUAUGAGCUUUUGCGUUCUGCGUACUCGUAUUGUGUGGCAUUGGGUUUUUGUGUGUUGGUUUGUAUAUAUUUUUAUUUUAUUUUUAAAUAUCUUCAAUGUACAAUUCGUUAACUUUAUGCUUGAGUUGUUUCAAUGUUAUAUUUUGUUAUUUAAUAAAUUCCUUUAUUUAUCAUUGUUAAUUCUGGAUUAUUUGUACCAAAUGAAUGUAUGUGACAAUCAUUUUAUACAAUCUUUAUUCAUCUCCUUAACACUACUUCAGCACGAGCUCUUGAGCUAUUCCUGGAAUCACUCCUAAAGAAGGCCUGUCAGGUCACACAAACGCGAAGUGCCAAGACUAUGACCACAUCACACUUGUAAGUUGUUUGGGGGCAAGACUUAUGACUGCAUGGAAUAUGUGUGGUGGUUAUAUAUAAUAAAGGUCCAGUCUAAGGAUCAUAAUAUAAAUAUUUUAUAAUUAUUUUUUUUAUUUUUUUUUAAUUUGUGUAGGUGACAGCAGGCAGAAGACUUUUUUUUUUUUUUGUAUAGAAAAGCAUAUUGUAGAACAAAUGCUGUCCAUAUAAACUGUGUAACUAUUUAGACUUUUCACCUCCAAAUAUGUGCAGUUUACUUUCUUCCUGAUGAAAUAUGUGCAGCACUCAUGCACUUGCCAAAAUAUUGGCACUGUCUGCCAAGUUUCAGAUUUCAGAGCACCCUGUCGGUGCACUGUUCAAGCAAACAUUGUCUGAUAAACAGUUUACAUUGGCUGCCAGUUAUUUGUGUGUAAUUGGAUCUUUAUUAAUGUGCUGCUAUUCAUCAGAUAGAUCUGAACAUUACUAUGUGUCCAUUACUUCUAUAACAGGGCUUGAUAGAUCUUUUUUUUGAGGAAAAAACAUCGCUCUUAAAUGGACACUAUAGUGUUAGGAAUACAACACUUACCAUGGGGCAUACACUACACCGGCAGCAGAGAGGUAGGUGCUAACAGGAAGCACUGGCCCUACUGCAGAGGGUAUAGGUCAGGGCUUGACAAAUUUGCUUUCAAUCUAUGAGCCAGCUAAAAAAAAAUUAGGAGCCAUAUUUUUUUUUAGCAUAAAAAAAUACAAUUCUCAAAGGAACACUAAUCUCACCAGAAACACUACAGCCUAAUUUAGUGAUUUUGCUGUCUAUAACCUGUCCCUGUAGGUUUUUCAAUGUAAGAUCUGCCUUUUCAGAGAAAAAGGCAGUGCUCACCUUGCUGCCUAGUAACACCUCUAGUGGCAGUCACUCAAACAGCUACUAAAGUGUCACAAUGUGGAGACGGCGCUGAACGUUCCCCAUAGAGAGGCAUUGCUUUAAUGCUUCACUACGAGAUGUUGUUGAUUGGUAAUUGAUAAUCUCAUGUAUUGAGGCUGGCCAGCUGUGGCGAGACUGACACAGCGUGGCAAAAAAGGUGAGUAAAAACACCAUUCCUAUGCGAUCGGAAGGGGGCUGGUGACCUAAACAUACACCUGGACAGAAGGACACACACACACUGACCAACUGACACACAUCCUCUCACAUACACACAAGAUAUUUAUUAUUUAAUACACACAGACAUACAUGCAUGACAGAUAUACACACAGAAAUAAAAAAAAAAAAACAAGCGAAUACAUAUUUUUAGCCACUCUCCUGUUUCCUACCUUUUGGGCGCAAGAGAGUGGCUUCCCUGGGUUCCAGUGGGACUGGGCACAGCAGGAGAUAGAUUGGUGGGGUAGGCAGCUAAUAGGAGUGGGCUCCUGCUUUUCAAGACUCCUCUCCUCCACCUGUCUCAAUAUCACAUCCAGCUCGCUGUGCACUGGGAGGAAGUGAAGGGAUCUGCAAGGGGAAAAUCUGAUUGUGCGGGUGUUCGGGUGUUUGAAAUGUAGGUGGGUGGUCGGGUCUAUGAAAUGCGGGCGGCGAACAGAGACGAUUUUACCAGGUGUCCUGCUAGCUUUGCUAGUUCCUUGUGCAGCCUCCGCGCCGGUAGAAAGUAAUUACAGUUCACUUCCUCCCGUUACACCGGCGCAGAGAGCGCUACACAAGGCUUGAGGGAGAAGGGAAUGGGCUGAUCAGUCCUAGGCACCAGGGCAAAAUUCUUAGUCGCCAUGGCGACCUGGCGCCUGGGAUUUGUCAAGCCCUGGUAUAGGCAACAAUUUAGUAGACCAUUCCCACACUAUAUCGUUCCCCCAAAUUAAAGUGUGCCAACACUUUCCCCUGUCAUCUCUGGGACUUAAAAUAAAAAUAAAAAUAAAUAAAAAUCUGUGUAGUGUUCCUUUAAAUAAACCAGGCUAUUCUAGUUUGACUAAAUGGGUUUUUUUUUUUUUUUUUAACUUUAUUACUCCUCAUUCCCUGCACUCAUUUCUGCAGUUUAAGCAUUUGGACCAAAACGGAGUUAAGAUUAAAUGAAUCCAGUGCACAAGAUUAUUUUUAUACCUCUUUGCCUCUCCUGAAUGUGAAGUUGUCAUUUUGUUCAUAGAUGGAAAUCCACGAGGUACAAAGUCUUAACUCAUUUACUAGUGAGGGAAUAGUAACUGAAUAAAAGCUCUCUGCUGAUUUUUAUUUAUUUAUUUUUUAUUUUUUUUCUUCUUCAAAGUUUUUGUUUUAUGUCAUCCUGUCUUAGGAAACAGUGUAUAGAACUUGAGCAGCAGUUUGACUUUCUAAAGGAUCUUGUGGCCACUGUCCCAGACAUGCAGGGAGAGACGGAUGACAAUCACACAGAGGGGGAGAGAGUGUCAAGGAGGUGAGGAACUGCAAAACUGUAACAUGUUGCCAAUUCAUGACUUUUUUUUUUUUUAUUAUUAUUUUUAAUGUCUUUAUUAUUUUGUUAUGCAAUACAGCAGAAGUAAGUUGUGAAGAGAAGAAUGAGCUGUUUUAAAAAAAUAAAAAAAAAAUAUAGACUGAAAUAAAUAUUAUCGGAGUAUGUAAUAAACUAAUUCAGCGUUUAAACCCUCUGGACAUCUUUAGCCAGCAAAUCACCAUAUAACUUGCCCUCUUCAUGUACAUCUCUAUCAACAACUAUUUUGAGCUCACUUGGUGCUGCUCUUAAACGUCUCUCCCCAAUCCCAUGUCCCUGCCACUGCCUUUCUUGCUCGCCCAUACCCAUUUUCCUGGUCUUUUUACUGCUUUAUUUCUCUGCCCCCACAUUAUCUGCACUGCAGAGAGCUGCUAAUGUUUUGUGUGAUGUAAACGUGGGUUUGUAACCUGACAUGAUGAUGUUGUGUGCAUGAAGUGCGUGAGUGGACGAAAGACAGCGGUGAGCAUUGCAGCCCGACUGCUGGAUCAGUUUGCACCCCGGAAGCAAGUGAGGGGCCAUGUUUUUGCAUCACAUCUGAAAACCUCUGGAUUAGUUCACGUGAGGGAGCCAGUACUUUGUCACCAAGCAGUUUCACUGGAGCACUUUCUUGCAGGUGCAGACAAUUUUCUUUUACUUGUUAGCCUAUUAUUAGAAUCCUUUAAAAUCCGGCAAAUGGAUUUACACAGUUUGACGUUCUGUUAUUUGCAAUCAAACUGAUUUUCCCCACAUACAGACACUAACAUUAUGUAAGAUUUCUUUUCUUCCUUUCUUAAGGGGUCGGAAACCAGGAAGUAGUCGAAAGAAUGGAGGAACAACUGUGAGAGGAAAAGAUAAAAAGCAAUCUGAGACAGAUUCAGAGCAAGAGGUUUGAAGACUGACACUUUAUUUUUUUCUUUCUCUAUUAAAAACAUUUAAAAACAAAAACAUCCUAUCUAAAAUAUUCAUUUGUCUAGUGUGUCAGCCUGUCAGUGGCAAGUUAUGUUGAAGGCCUGGCUAGUUUACCUGAAAAUGCCUACAGGGAAUGAUUAUACUCACCAGAACAACUACACUAAGCUGUAGUUGUUCUGGUGACUAUAGUGUCCCUUUAACAAUAAUAUUUUUGUCAUAGAUAUCUAUUUUACAUUUGUUGUAUUUCAGGAUGAUUCAGAAGACACUGAAACAGAGGGUGAGGAAGAGAUGUGUACUGCUCCUCCUGCAGGAAAUCAAUCACAUGUCACUUUUCCAAGGUACUUUUGUGAUUAUAUAGUGUCUAAUAAAUGUAAAUAUUAGAUGGUCAAAGCACAGACACAAGUUUGGGUGUCAGGAGUUAAAGCAAUGCCAAGUCUCAAGUGGUCAAGAUAUUCUAUAUCCCCUAUGAUAUGUAUUUUUUUUUUUCAUAUAGAAUUACAUAUAUAUAGAAAUGAAGUUUAGUAACUGAUAUGUUAGCUCAUCCGCCAACUCUGGAGGGUGUACCCAUUAAAUUGCCCAUUUAUGAUCCCACUUCUUAGGUGCAUGUUGCAAAUGUAAUAACAAAAGUUUAGUUCUGUCCCAAAGGUAAUUUAGAAAGUGAAUUGGACGGUGUCAUGUUCUCUCAUUUAUUUACAGUUGAUAAUGCCUUCAAUUAUCCACUGGGGAGGAAUUAAAUGUGAACUAUUUUAUCUGCAAACCUAGUUAAUGGUGGUAACAGUUGCUAUUUGUAAAAGCUGUGUUUUUUGGGAGGGGAGGGGUUGCAAGGUGUUAAUCAACGUUCUCCUCUGGAAUUGCUUUUUCAUGCAUGUGGGAUUUUGACAAGGGCAAAACAGUGAUGGCUAGACGACUGAAUCCGAGCAUCUCCAAAAUGGCAAGUUUUUUUUGGGGGGGGGUGUUCAAAGUAUGCAGUGGUUAGUACCUACCUACAGUGGUGCAUGGAAGGAAAACCAGUGAACCCGCAUCGGUGGUCAUAGGUGCCCAAUACUCAUUGAUGCAAAUGGAAAGAGAAAGAUUGCCCGUCUGGUCCAAUCACUGAGAAGCGCAACUGUACCUGAAAACUUUAAAGCUGGCCAUGAUAGAAAGAUGUCAGAACACACAGUGCAUUGCAGUUUGCCACAUAUGGGACUGCGUAGUCGCAGUCCGGCUAGAGUGCUCAUCAUGACACCUGUCGACCACCAAAAGUGCCUUCAGUGGAAAAUUGUCAGAACUGGGCCAUGGUGCAAUUGAAGAACAUGAUGUGUCAUGUUUUCUUUUUAGGUCAGGUAGAUGGCUGGGUGCAUGUGCAUCAUUUACCUGGGGAAGAGAUGGCAGCAGGAUGCGUUAUUGGAAUAAGGCAAGCUAAUGGAGGCAGUGUUAUGCCCUGGGUAACAUUCCUCUGGGAAACAUUGGGUUUUGCCAUUCAUGUGGAUGUUAAUUUGAAACGUACCACCUACCUAGAGAUUGUUGUAGACCACAUACACCCCUUUGUGGCAAUAGUGUUCCCUGAUGGCAGUGGCCUCUUUCCGAAGGAUAUUGCAACCUGCAACACUGUACAUAUUGUUCAGGAAUGGAUUGAGGAACAUGACAAAGUUCCAGUUGCAUUGGCCUCCAAAUUACACAGAUCUCAAUCUUAUGGAGCAUCUGUGAAUGUGCUGGAACAACAUCCGAUCCAUGAACAUCCCAUCUCACAAGUUGCAGGACUUCGAGGAUCUGCCGCUAAUGUCUUGUUGGCAGAUAUCACAGAACACAUUCUGUGGAGUCCAUACAGCUUUGCGUUGAGUCCAUGGCUCAAUGCAAAUCUGUUUGGUAGCACUGGGGGGACCUACAUGAUAUUAAGGAAGUGGUUUUCAUGUUGUGACUGAUUAGUGUAAAUGCUAGUAAUAAUACUAUCAUUUCUCUGAUAGUCAGAGAAGUGAUAGUAUUAUUCCUCCUUCACUUUGAAUUGCUUAUUAGUUACUUGGGCGCAGUGGAGGUGCAUUUAAAAUACACUUAAGCUUUGCAGCUCUUCCAGAUUCAGUUUCCAACAUUUUCCAACAGUACUUAAUGCAUCUGUUUAGAAAGUAGUGGACGAGUGCAGGCAUUAUUGUAUGUACCUUGACAGCCUGGCCAAUAAUAUGUAUAUAAGACCAUUUCUUUCCAGUUUGUGCAGUUGUUACAGUUGUAAAAAACAGAUCUAGAUAUUGGUGAUUCAGUGAGUAUAAUGCCUAACAUUUUUUUUUUUUUUUUUCAAUGAAUCUUUCUUUCAUUUUUACACUCUUCUUUUUUUUUUUUAUUUUUUUUAUUUUUUUUUUUAAUAUAGCCCUCCUCCAGCUCCAACUUUCCAUCAUUUCCAUUCUGGACCUUCUCUACCCCAAGUACCUGCUUCUCUGCCCACAAUGCCAGCUCCGUUGCCGCCUGCUGUAUGCGAAGAGGAAGAGGAUUAUGAUUCGUAGCCUCUAGAGAGACCCAUUUAAAUUCCGUUUUCAUUUAUUUGCGUUUCUUGGGUUUUUGUUUUUUUUCUUGUUUUAUUUUGGUUUUUAAACAGGGGCUAAAAGCCUUGGGGAUAGUGGGGUUUAAUGUGUUCUUAAAUUUAUUAAAAAAGGAGGUGGAGAAAUUAAGCGUGUUUUUGUCAUUUGUAAAAUAUAGAAGUGUUUUACUUACCUCUAGGACUGUUAUUGCAGAUCCUAGGUUGAUUCGAUAUUUAUAUGAGUAUGCAUGGGAGAAAGAGCAAGAAGAUAAUCUUUUCAGUCACCAUCUUGCAAAUCAUAAAUGUGUAACCCCUGAAAUGGUUGUCAUACACCAUAACCACUUUGAGGCACUGCACAUACCAAGUUUAACCCUUCUGCUGACAGAAGUGCAACUCUACUUCCAGCAUAGUCAUUGGUGUGUCAUCAACUAGGCCUGAACUAGAGUUCCAAGUUGGCUAACGUCAAUCCUGUGCAAAUUGUUAUGCACAGAAUCUAACUCAUCGGAAUAGAGCAGUCAGCUGAAACUCUCAGUUAAUGAAUGAGUGGCAAAUUGACAACUCGCUUCUGCAGCUCUGUUGCUCUUCGGUGGAGACACAGCAUUUGUCAGUUCCAAUUAAAUGGGAAAACCAUUGUAAAACAGUCUUCCCAUUUUCGGGGAACGUCGCCAGUGUACUUUUACCCUGUAGUUGUUAUGAUGGUUGGAAUAGCCCUUGAAGGACUAAAUGUUGCACUAUGCUGUCAUUACAAUCUGGUUUAUAAAGACCUUGUGUGCUUACAUUGCACAAUAAUAUAAUAGGCAAUAUGUGCUGGAUUAUAGCAUUAUUUUGCCAGACUAAAACACUGCAGUCCUUUCUGCCUCACUGAAUGGCCAUUGACAAAAAGGUUCCACAUCUUUGCACGGAUGAAUAAAUUCAUCAUAUAUCGGUUAAACUAUAAGGGGGACCUUGGUGUAGGAAUUAGCUUCCUUAGCAAAGGAAGGGACUGCAUAGAUUCUUAGAUGAUAUACACUAUAUGGACACCUGACCAUUACACCAACAGGGAGUUUUAUGACAUUACAUUCUAAAUACAUAGACGUUUAUAUGUAGUUCCCCCCCCUUUUGCAGCUAUAACAGCUUUCACUCUUUUUGGAAGUGUUUUUACAAGAUUUGGAUUGUUUCUGUGGGAAUUUCUGCCCAUUCAACCUAUAAUAACUUGUAAAAUAGCACAGAUAUUAGUCGCCUCGCUACUUUGUUUUCUAGUUUUCCUCGCAGUAUGCAGCACUGAUGUUUAACGUUUCCACACUCUGCAUGGAGGCGCUGAACUUUCCCCAUAGAGAUGCAUGUCUAGGAGGAGAUGCUGUUCGGUAGUGCAGCGUUUUGUCACGUAUGAAUACGCAAAUGUAUUCAUCCAAAACCACGAACCACAACAUGGUAGUCCAUGUCUGAAUUACCCUUUUUGCUUUCAGAUAGCCCUAGCAAAUUGCAUUGCAACACAAACAGAGAAUAUGAGUGACAAAAGCUUAGAGAAACUCAGUAGCUUGCCUUUCAGUUAGUCCUCCCUCAAGUCUCAAAUGUUUUUGGACACUUGAACCAUUACAAAGCGCAUUUCAGACUCACACCUUUUAAGGUAAUUUCAGAACUGAAAUGUCUACAAGUUCUCUCUGCACAAGAGACACAGCAACCCUAGAAUGUAAGAUUUACAAAGGAGUCAUUCCCUAAUUAUUCGUUUUUGGUUGUCCGCUUAAAACCAGAAGUUGCAGCCCAAUAUAGCAAUGCAAGUUACUUAUAUUGAUUCUGAGAUUUAGAGACUUUCUGAAGGGAGUACCAGCAAAGCCACAAACUAUGCUGUAUUGUACUUCUCCCAUUUGUACAGUGUUGCAGAACUGAAGGUUGCCUUGCUGUCAUGGCAAAGUAGACUCUAGUUGUGGGGGGCUUACCUUGCCUGAAGUCUUGUGUUAUUUUGAGAGGUGGAAAGCCUGGGAACGUUUUGCAGUUUGCCAUACCUAUAUAAACUCAAAGCGUGCCAGGUAGAAAGUAUUUACUCUAUUGAUAAAGCCAUUUUGGCGAAACAUGUUUGGAUGUAUAUUAUAGUUUUUGUUUUUUUACUAAUAAAUUCAUUUUGG